AUGGAGGCAAUCCCUGACAGCACAGAGUCAACAGUCAAUGCCGCGAGUACUCGAUCUUCCUCGCGAAGGGUACGGGAAUUCAAGAACUGGAUUGUGACCGAAGAAAACGAAUCUAAAUCGAGUGAAUUCGCAAGUGGACACGAGACAAUACAGAGUAUUUCCAAUUCUACGGAACAUCCGAUUCAAGAUAACAAACAGGGAGUAAAUUCCAAUCGACAAGAGGACACAAAGUCGGCUGCGAAUAGAAAAAUAAUGGGAUACAAACAAGCAACGAAAAAAAGACUUCGUGUUGAUGCAGCAGCAUCCCUCCUCGCCACAUUGAAUGAGCGUGCCUAUAGUAGAUCCUUGCUAAGAGAUGCAAACAGCAUCAAUCACAGAAUUGUCCUUCCAAUGGGGCUUCCUUGGAUGCACGACACUGUUCCGCUUUCCAAAACCAUUCCGUUUGAUAUUGAUGAAAUGCCCGACAUACUGGCUGCUGGUGAAGGCCGCGACAUGCCUUUCGCCCAUACCCCAAGCAGUAUGAACAAGAAAGAACGGAAAUCGAAAUAUGCGUUUGCAAGAAACUCUGCCAGUCUUCACUCAGUAGCUCGGCGGUGUUCCGAUCCUGGAAUCAUUGACCUCACUUCCAUCAUUAACUAUGAGGAUGAGAACAAUCUCCACUAUCGUUUCAAAGGCAACAGUGCUUCAUUUCGUUCAAUUAAAAGCCUCCCAGGAGAGAUUGCUUUACUCUCGUUCGAGAUUGCACAUCGUCGCAAAAGCACUGUACAAGAUCACGCCAAGACGAUCAGUCGCAAAAAAGAAUGGUCAGUGAGGAUCAAUUCUACGAGCAGCAAGUCUUCAAUAUUGCCUUCCGAUCUAGCUGGGUAUCUAGAAGCUCGGCUUCCUGCUGAGGUACAAGACGGUCGUUUCCUCAGUAUGAAACGAGCAAAAGCGAUAGCCAAAGCGCUAGGGUCGUAUGACUGUAGGCAUGGUCUUCCUCCAACAAAUCCAACUGGUAAAAAUGCCAAUCGGAUCACAGUUGGUAGAACGAGAAGAAUGUGGACAGCAAAGAGCCCCCCUGGUAAGCCACAGAGGGUUUUCUUUACAUCUUUGUUGACAGGAGAAAAACUAGACAGUGGAUCUCAAAAGCGACCGCGAGAUGUUCGGCUGGCAAUCAAAGUAGAAGGAGAAUACUGUUAUGGUGAAAAUUCAUCGCAGUAUUCGCCACUCUCGGCGACACAUUUCUGGGGGAUGAGAACGAAAAAACGAUGUGUAGUCAAUCCAAACAAUUACGCCAGCAUACUUUUAAAGCAUGGGAAUAUCAGAGAAAAAGAUGUGCUUUCGGAUCAAGAAAGAUCCGAAGGCGAAGGAGAAAGUGGCUUUCGAGAACCACAAUUCGAUUGCUUGCCUGAUAACACUGGUGUCAUUUGCGUGACUUGCACUUCGCCGGGGAAUAUUACCAUACCAUCUAUCCAUGAUAUACUCAAUAACUCGGCAAGACAAAAUUCGUUGCAUUGUACUGUGUGCUGGGCGCCUAGAUCCUCUCAAUUAGGAGAGGUACAAACAUGCGCUGUUUGCGGGUUGUCAGCACAUUUGCAGUGCUGCCUCGAUCCUGGAGAAGUGUCGCAUAUUGCGAAAGGAGGAACAAUUUCUGGAAAAUGGAUGUGUGCAGUGUGCUGUUUAAGACGACAACAGUGCGCCAAUGAUACAAAAAUGUGCCCUUUGCCCAUAUUCUGGCGGAGCUAUGUCUCCUGUCUCCAUUGA
Cylindrotheca closterium is the source of this 1743-nucleotide messenger RNA. The record is from the annotation of a GenBank genome assembly. Lineage: Eukaryota; Bacillariophyta; Bacillariophyceae; Bacillariales; Bacillariaceae.